Messenger RNA from Knipowitschia caucasica, 1284 nucleotides. Lineage: Eukaryota; Metazoa; Chordata; Actinopteri; Gobiiformes; Gobiidae. The record is from the annotation of a GenBank genome assembly.
AUGCCGUCUGUAGAAACAUCCCCAAACCGACCCUACCAUCUGGUCAUUUUCGGUGCCUCUGGAUUCACUGGACAGUUUGUGGUGGAAGAGGCGGCUCGGACAGCUUCUGAGGGUCCAAAUGGGACUUUGAAGUGGGCCGUGGCUGGGAGAAGUAGGCAAAAGCUGGAGAAAAUACUCGAGCAAGCGGCCAGUGUUCUGAGUAAACCUGAGCUCAGAACAGAAGUGGACAUCAUUGUUGCUGAUGUUGGGGAGCCAGACUCCUUGGCAGCCAUGUGCAAACAGGCAGUGAUUGUUCUGAACUGUGUUGGCCCUUACAGAUUUUUUGGUGAGCCAAUGGUUAAGGCCUGUGUGGAGAAUGGAGCACAUCAUAUUGACUUGUGUGGAGAGCCACAGUUUUUGGAGGGAAUGCAGUUCAAUUAUCACAGUAAGGCAGAAGUAAAUGGUGUUUAUGUUAUCGGAAGCUGUGGAUUUGACUCCAUACCUGCAGACAUUGGAGUUCUCUUCACCAGGGAUCAAUUUAAAGGUACAUUGACUGCAGUAGAAAGCUUUCUCACUGUCAAUGCAGGACCUGAAGGCGGGUGUAUCCAUGAUGGUACAUGGCAGUCAGCCAUAUAUGGAUUUGCAGAUGGCACAAAACUUCAGAACCUUCGAAAGAAAUUUGGUCUGAAACCCCUUCCUGUUGUUGGCUCACGACUGAAACGCAGAGGCACAUUGUUCUACAGUAAUGAGAUUCAGCAAUACACUGUCCCUUUUAUGGGCUCUGAUCCUUCAGUUGUAAAGAGAACACAGCGUUUCCUUGUGAAGCGUGACAAUGUCACUCCAGUCCAAUAUGGCGCUUAUGCAGGUGUUGGAGGUGUGAGUAAUGUUGUCAAGCUAAUGUUUGCAAGCCUUAUGUUCUGGUUUAUGGUAAAGUUCAGUUUUGGACGCGACCUCCUCAUCAAGUACCCGGAAUUCUUUUCAUUUGGAGUCUUCUCCAAGGAGGGUCCAACGAGAAAGCAGCUUGAGGGUUCAUCCUUCCAAAUGGCGUUCCACGGAGAGGGUUACACAGACGGCCAUGAGCCUUCUUCUGGAAAACCAAAUGGCAAGAUCCGUGUUGUGGUUCAGGGUCCUGAAUGUGGAUAUGUGACCACACCCAUUGCUAUGGUCCAGGCUGCUCUCACCAUCCUCAAUGAAUGCCCUGCUUUGCCUGACACGGGAGGAGUGUAUUCACCUGGAGCAGCAUUCGCAAAAACCACGCUGGUUGAUCGGCUCAACAAACAUGGGAUUCAGUUUUCUGUUCUCUAA